UACGAACCCUCUCCAAGUUGCAAGAUGUAGCGCCUCUUCCGACCGCUCGUUCCUAUAAAAUUUCACCAAGACACGCAAGUAGAAGGGAGACGGAGGCUUUGGCCCGUUUCGCCGUGAAGAGUGACGUCUACACCAUGGGAACCUUGCUACACCUCCAAGCGCCUCCGCUCCAGCUCCACCUCCGCACGCUCAGGUGCCGCCUUCUCGGCGAGGGGAAUCGCACGCCCUCCUUCCCGCCGUGGGGAUUCCCACGGCAUGGCCGAUCCCGGAGGCCGGUCCGAGUAUUCGUGGCGUCGGCGACGGAGACCGCCGAGGAAGAGACGCUGAAAAAGGGCAUCGCCGAGUUCUACGACGAGUCUUCGGCGGUUUGGGAGGGCGUCUGGGGUGAGCACAUGCACCAUGGCUUCUACGACACCGACGCCGCGGCGACCAUAGACGACCACAGGGCUGCUCAGAUCCGCAUGAUCGAGGAGGCUCUCCGAUUCGCCGGCGUCUCAGAUGCUCCUCUGAAAAAACCAAAGGAGGUACUGGAUGUGGGCUGUGGCAUCGGUGGCAGCUCUAGAUAUAUUGCAAAGAAGUAUGGAGCUUAUUGUCGGGGCAUCACGUUGAGUCCUGUCCAAGCACAGAGAGCACAAGCUUUAGCAGCUGCUGAAGGCCUGGCAGACAAGGUAAAUUUUCAAGUCGCCGAUGCUUUGGAUCAACCUUUUUCUGAUGGGCAAUUUGACUUGGUUUGGUCCAUGGAAAGCGGAGAGCAUAUGCCAGAUAAAAUGAAGUUUGUGAGCGAAAUGGCACGCGUCGCUGCACCUGGAGCAUCAAUCAUUAUCGUAACAUGGUGCCACAGAGAUCUCUUGGAAUCCGAAGAAGGUCUGCUUCCUGAAGAAACAAAUCUCUUGAACAAGAUAUGCAACGCCUAUUACUUGCCACCCUGGUGUUCAGCUGCAGAGUACGUUAAAAUUGCAAAACGUUUAUCACUUGAGGAGAUUAGGACGGCCGACUGGUCUGAUAAUGUAGCUCCAUUUUGGCCUGCCGUCAUCCAAUCAGCCUUUACAUGGCAAGGUUUGACAUCUUUGCUGCGAAGUGGCUGGAAGUCAAUCAAGGGUGCACUGGUAAUGCCUCUGAUGAUCGAAGGCUACAACAAGAAGCUAAUCAAAUUUGCCAUCAUCACCUGUCGUAAGCCAGCCUAGCUAAAUAUGCUUGUGAUAAGGACCUCGAUUAUUUUGACGUGAGAUGCAUGCCUUUAUGUUCUUUAGCCAGAGUCCAAUUUAAAAUCAGUGAUAUAAGGGUUGCCAUCGGUUUCAUAGGUUGUACUAUUGGGCACCACAUAUUUUGGCGUGAGAUGCAUAUAUGCCUUUAAUUUAGUGUACCUUUGUUA
Messenger RNA from Zingiber officinale, 1372 nucleotides. RefSeq names its product probable tocopherol O-methyltransferase, chloroplastic. NCBI's taxonomy places the organism in Eukaryota, Viridiplantae, Streptophyta, Magnoliopsida, Zingiberales, Zingiberaceae. Bases 135 to 1184 code for a protein of 349 amino acids. The transcript is spliced from 6 exons. Gene Ontology annotation, molecular function: S-adenosylmethionine-dependent methyltransferase activity. The record is from RefSeq and is a predicted model, not a curated record. Gene Ontology annotation, biological process: methylation.